This is a messenger RNA of Ilex paraguariensis (yerba mate), 166 nucleotides long. NCBI's taxonomy places the organism in Eukaryota, Viridiplantae, Streptophyta, Magnoliopsida, Aquifoliales, Aquifoliaceae. The record is from the annotation of a GenBank genome assembly.
GUGCUAUUCGAAGAUUAGGGCCGAUGAAAUAAUUUCAAACAGCAAGUCCAAAGCUCAUAUUUAUGAGCUUAAGGAGAAAACGAAGUCCCUCCAAGACAAAGCGAGCUUUCUUGAGAGUGAGUACAAAGGACUUUUAGAGUCAAAGAAAUGUCUUGAGUUUAAUCUU